CUCAUAUGACAUUAUGUAGUUGCGAGCGCCGUAAAACCUCUACUAAAACUAAAACAAAAAGACCCCACGAAGGCCCCUGUGCUUACUACAGCACACCGACAUGCUUGUGUAGACUGGUGCAACAAACAACCAAAGUAGACGCUCAGAGACAGGGCGGACAGAGCCUCACAAGGCUAGGUUCUGCGUAAGUCAGUCAUAAUGAUGGAAGAAGUAUAAACCAGCCAUCGAGUAUUCAGUGUUUAACAAUUUUGCCCUGCAUUGAUCGCAUAAUAGAAUUUGAGAGAAAUGACUCAUCAACAAGAAAAGUUUAAACCCUUUUUUUCCCCUUGGUUAUGUUUUUUUUUUUUUUUUUUUUUCUAUUUCUACAAGAAGUACCGCAGAGAUGAAGUCGUGGAACGUACAUUAAAAAGCGUUUCACUAAUAAACAGUCUACCCCUCCCCCCUCCCAAACAAAACAAAAAUCCCCAACAUACACCCAUACGAGCGAGAUAUCAUUAUGAGUCGCGUCCUUUAUCUGACCAAUUGGUUCAGAAUCCCAUCCAGUCUUCAACAUUUUAUCCUGCAAAUAUUGGCAGUAAACCGCUUUCGUAGUGAUGUGAAUUUUGAUCAUAACGUCUGUUCUGUUCCAAGGAAAGAAAUUUUCCAGCUUAUAACAAGGGAGGCGAACCUGGUACUCGUGUAUAUGUGUGUGUGUGUGUGUGUGUGUGUGUGUGUGUGUGUGUGUGUGUGUGUGUGUGUGUGUGUGUGUGUGUGAGUGUGUGUUUCUGUGUUGUCAGCCGUCUGUUCCCAUAAUCCAAAGUUGAUUUGCACGUAUAGAUAUCGAUCUAUUUCCUACCUCCCUUUCUCGGUGUCUCUGUAGGGAACGAUAAUAACAAUGGUUUGAGAAUUACUGGUAAAGUCAGGUUCUUAUAAGACAGUCAUACUUUUAAGAACUCUAAUGCUAUGUAAAGCAAUAGAUCCUUUGAUUCACUUUGAAUGCCCAGUAUAAAAGUCAAUGAAGAGCCAUUUCGGCCAAUAUCUUCUUCAAAAUGUUCGCUUAGGCCUACAUGAUGCUAAAAGUUAUCUUAGGCUACAUGAGUAUUCACUUCAGUAGAUUUAAACUGCACUUAUGGAAACCAGUGCUGAACGCAAUAUUUCGAACUCGUAACACCAGUCAUGUUAGUUGUGGAAUCCCCUUCAAAAUUAUUUUAGGCCUUUGCUGAACAUCUCUCCUGGCACGAAGGGAGUCUUAAUUGAGAACGUCGAGGGGAGAUGCAGUUUUCUAUGGUCUCAGCCUGCAUAUUGUCCUCUGUGGACAAUCUACUCUCCAGAGACAAAGUCACAGAGCGUGGCCACUGGAUUCGGCAAAGCGCACCUGUCAACCUUUCAACUUCCGAUCUGCCGGUCUUCUUGUUCGAGACAACAAUUAGCUCUCAUUUCCACACCAUCGAAAUCACGGGUUAAAAACAUAUAGAACCUUGCAAACAUCUAAGUUCUAUACUGAAGUACCGGUAUAUUUUAUAAAGAAAAAAAAAGAAUGAAAAGUAUGACUGGAAGCAGCCAUUUCGUACUCUGGGUAUUUCUUCUAACCACCAUAGCACACCCUGCUUCCCCAGCCUGUAUAAACAAGUGCAAGUGCAUAUGGCGCCGUUCGUAUAUGGAAGUAUCCUGCUACAAUUAUCCCGGCCAGCGAGUCCCACGAUCUGAGUUGCUCAAGCUCGGCUCGAGCUCAAUACACUUUCAUUUACACGCUCCAAAACUUCCGUACGUGUAUGCAGGAGAUUUCCCACCCCAAGUCAAAAUCACAAGUCUCAGAAUUUCAGGAAAGUACGUGACCGGUUAUUCCAGAUACGCAUUUUCCAGCAUCGCCAAAUCUCUGAAGUCGCUAGAUAUUGAUGCGCCUACCUUUUUCUUUGCCAGCCCUUUUUACCCUGUGAUUCCUCUAAACCACCUGAGAAGUCUGCAGAUAAGGUGUAAUCCGUACUUCGCAAGGGACUUUAUUAUCUACACGCGCUUUUUGCGCCCACCAGUGACUAAUUCACUAAGGGAACUCAUCUUGGAUGACUGCAGAAUAAUAUCCUUUGCUGAUUGGGUAUUCAAGGGACUCCACCUGACCAAAUUCAGUUUACGUUAUAACAGUAUCCCAAAGGUGCCGCUUCCUCUGAGAUCUAUGCCUCUUAAAAAGUUGGAUCUAAGCUCAAACAAACUCACUUGCCUUACACCCCAUCGAUUCCCACCCAAUUUGACUUCUCUGAACUUAUCGUAUAACAAUAUAUCCUUCGUUGAGCCAGGCGUGUUUUGGUACUUACCCCAUCUUACUAACAUUGAUUUGAGCUACAACAGGUUUUUAUAUUUGUUCCCGCGUGAAUUCGACCGAGUAAAAGCAGGGUUGAUCAACCUGGCCUACACUGGACUGAUCGGCCUAGAUUCGUGUGUGACAGCUCCGGGCAGCAGUGCUUACUUACUCUUCAAAGGGACUCCUCUACCCUGCGGGUGCGAGCUCCGCGGUUUCUUGGAACAUUCUGCUACACGCAUUGGCGGAGAGUGCGUCGACGCAUUCGGCGUGAAGUUUAAGUUGUAUACCUAUGAGUUCUGGCAUCAAAUUCACAAAUACGAGUGUCGUCCUUAUAAACGCACUUCAUGGUAUUUGGCUGUACAGAGACUGAGAGCUUCCAGAGGAUCUGCGUGGUGUCCAGAGACGAGGAGACAGCCACAUUUUAGGGGCACGGUUCCUCCGCAUCUUGAUUUAGAACCAUAGGAAGGACUUAAGGGGGCCUCGGAUGAAAAUUGUAGACAAAAAUUGAUACGGUAACAGUGCUGCAAUCGUAAAAUUAUGAACAGCGAAAUUUAGUACUCAACGUGCAACAACACAAUCUAUAGAGCCAGGCUCUCAUCAAUUUUUGGAAAAAUUGAGUUUUUCGCAUAAUCUGAAAACCUAUUCCAUUUGUUUCGCUUUUUGAUUUUAAAAAAUACCCAUCUUUCUUGAAUAAAUAUAGAGAUAUUUGCGAUUGAAGAAGAAAGCCUGAUGUCAGAGGUCAAACAGUUGCCGUGGGUCAGGGAAUUGAAAGAAACAAGUAACCAGUAAAGAAGGUACGCAGGAAUUGGGUUGUUGUUGG
Aplysia californica (California sea hare) is the source of this 3095-nucleotide messenger RNA. RefSeq names its product leucine-rich repeat transmembrane neuronal protein 1. The coding region runs from base 1517 to 2737 and encodes 406 amino acids. The transcript is spliced from 3 exons. The record is from RefSeq and is a predicted model, not a curated record. Gene Ontology annotation, molecular function: protein binding. Lineage: Eukaryota; Metazoa; Mollusca; Gastropoda; Aplysiida; Aplysiidae.